Molecule: messenger RNA, 830 nt
Organism: Heteronotia binoei (common prickly gecko)
Lineage: Eukaryota; Metazoa; Chordata; Lepidosauria; Squamata; Gekkonidae
Product: T-cell receptor-associated transmembrane adapter 1
Exons: 6
Coding region: 200-694 (164 amino acids)
Biological process (GO): negative regulation of receptor recycling; positive regulation of T cell receptor signaling pathway
Cellular component (GO): T cell receptor complex
Source: RefSeq, a predicted model, not a curated record
UUCAAUCCCAUAGUGGUUACCGAAGCUUCGUCUGCACUGUUUCCUGUUUGUAACUGCAAACAUUUAAACUGCAGUUUAAGUUCCCAGAUCAACUCAUAGUUGGGUCAAGAAGCACAAGUCCUCAAAGCCUGUGACACUGUCAGCCUUGAACCUCAUCUUGUCCUAUUUGUUCUUUCAGCAAAAAAUAGAAAAGAAAGAAAUGGGAAAUUCAGAGUGUACCUAUGUUUGGAUAGGUUUUGCUUUCAUAACGGCAGUUAUGAUUAUUUCCUUGGUGAAAAAUAUUUCAUAUUACAUGCAAGAAAAGAAACGAGAUAAAGCAUACAAAGAUGUUCCAGAAUACAGUCCAAGCCACAGAGAAUUUUAUACUGAAGAAUGCCCUGUUUAUGAUAACCUCACUCACCAUCAACAAGAUAUUCUAAAUGAAAGUUACUAUGAACAAAUGAACGCCCAUUCUCAGACAUCCAACAAUGAAGUGCAGCCAGCAGCUGAGCGUCAGAUGUGCUAUGCUUCCCUUGAUCACAGUGUCAAAAGAAAACACAAAAACCUUCGAAAAAAGAAAUAUCCUCCAUUAGAAUCAGAUGAAGACCAGCUUACCAGAAACUGCUCCAUACCCUCAGACACCUGUAUUUAUCUCAAUAGUGAACAGCUGAGCAUUGAAAACAAAGUUUCUGAAGACUCUUCCUGCCAGUUAUGAUCCCUUAAGUUUGUUUGGUUCAAUUAACACUACAAGUGCCAAAUUUCAGCUGGGACAUGGUUAAGCCAAAUUAUUGCAGUUGAUGAAAUAUAUAAUUUUACUAUGUGUAAAUAAAUAGCCAGUAACAGCAAUUACA